AUCCGCUACAAAGUUUAUCGGAUGAGGAAUUUAAACUUAGAUACCGAUUUAGUAAAGAUAACAUGAGUCGUAUCAUAGAAAUAGUGAGACCUGAUAUCCAGGGCGAUACUCGAGGUGGCAGCAUACCUGUAGAAUUGCAAGUAAUGGCAGUAAUCAGAUAUUGGGGCCGUCAUGAGAUUCAAGAGGACAACGCUGACAUUCACGGCAUGAGCCAGCAGAUUCUGUCGCGCUUGUCCCGCAAAGUGGCGAUAGCCUUGGCUUCGAAAAGCUCGCGUUAUAUCAAAAUGCCGUCAAAUAUAUCGGAAGAGAUUAAUGCGAUCCGAAAAUUUGAAGUCAUUUGCGGGCUUCAGGAAAUAACUGGUGCUAUAGACUGCACUCAUAUUAAAAUAAGGAGGGUUGGUGGAGAUGUGGGCCAAUACCAUGUAAAUAGAAAAGGCCAUUAUUCUAUUAACACCCAAGUUGUCUGUGAUGCAGAUAUGAAGAUCUGUGACAUUGUAUGUCAUUGGAGGGGAAGUACACACGAUGCCCGAAUUUAUAGGGAAAGCUCUAUUAAGAGGAGGUUUGAAGAACAGGAGUUCAUUGGGAAGCUCAUAGGGGAUAGUGGUUAUCCACGUACCCCUCAUCUUAUCACUCCAGUACUGACACCUAGAACUGAAGCAGAGCGACAAUUCAAUCAACGCCAUAUCCCGACCCGUAACAUUAUUGGAAAAUGUUUUGGAGUUUGGAAGCAACGAUUUCGGAUAUUGUUGGAGAUACAGCAAAUCUUCAAAGUACAGAUGAAGAAUGAUACUCGUCAAUAUCGGUCCAGCCGUUUCAGAUAUUAGAUGGAACAAACAGAGAGACAGACAAAAAUUAUAAAAAAAUGUUAUGUUGGUAUAAGUAUCAUGUAUGCAUACAUGUGAAUUUAG
This is a messenger RNA of Melitaea cinxia (Glanville fritillary), 908 nucleotides long. RefSeq names its product putative nuclease HARBI1. NCBI's taxonomy places the organism in Eukaryota, Metazoa, Arthropoda, Insecta, Lepidoptera, Nymphalidae. Bases 63 to 824 code for a protein of 253 amino acids. The record is from RefSeq and is a predicted model, not a curated record. The transcript has 4 exons.